This is a messenger RNA of Trichoplax adhaerens, 846 nucleotides long. RefSeq lists its product as uncharacterized. Gene Ontology annotation, cellular component: membrane. The transcript has a single exon. Gene Ontology annotation, molecular function: G protein-coupled receptor activity. Gene Ontology annotation, biological process: G protein-coupled receptor signaling pathway. NCBI's taxonomy places the organism in Eukaryota, Metazoa, Placozoa, Uniplacotomia, Trichoplacea, Trichoplacidae. The record is from RefSeq and is a predicted model, not a curated record. The annotation marks the transcript as partial.
GUAUUAAUCAUUUUCUAUGUGAUCGUCUUUAUCCUCGCUAUGUUUGGCAAUAGUGUUAUUGUUUGCGUUAUCAUCAAGAACUUUCAUCGAAAAUUUCGAACUUCCAUGCAUUUGAUGAUUUUUAAUUUAGCCAUAACUCAUCUACUAUUAACAGGUCUUAGUUUACCCAUAGCAUUAAGCCGUGAUAUUCUAGGCUACUGGUUUGCCAAUGAUGCGUUAUGCUACUUCUAUGGAUCUCUAACCAAUGCUUUAGCUAUUGUUGAAAUGCUAACUAUGGAAUUUAUGACAGUAGAACGCUAUCGUGCAGUGGCUAACUACAGGAACAGAAGCUUAACUAAAUCACAAGCCUCCAUUGGGAUCGUUGUGAUCUGGCUGGUUGGCAUUUCUAUCGUUUUACCCUCUGUGAUAUCACCAGUUUUUCGUGAUCUUCAGACUACAAUUUUUUGUACGUACAGAUUUCAUUCUUAUGAGCUACACAAUUUAAUAUAUACAAGUAUAUUAUUGAUGAUUGUAUAUUUGAUACCAUUUGCAAUUAUCAUGCUAUUAUACAGUUGUUUAGCUUAUAAUCUACGACAUCAUAAUAUAGAAGUCCGUGAACGAUUAGGAGAGGCUGCUGUUAAAAAUAAUCGCAAAGUUACAAACAUCUUAUGGAUACUUUCAGGAUCAUUUUUCUUAUGUUGGCUACCAAUUUUUAUUUGUGUGAUAUUAAUUGCUUUUUCAACGGCCUAUAUCCGGAAAAAUUUUUGUACUUUUCGAGCUUUCUUCAUUAUUGCUCAUCUGUUAGGUUAUGUUUAUGGUGUUGUUAAUCCAUUAGUCUUAGUUACGUUAAGUGAUGCCUAUAAAAAU